ACGGCGGGGAAAGUAAGAGAACUCAGCGAUCGAGACGAUUUUCAAUAUCAACUCUCUUUAAAAAGGCCAAGAUCGUCAAAGUCCCGGCUUUCUCAGGAGCGGUUCAGUGGAUCCAUCUCCCAUUUGCCCCGCCAUUAGGCUAACAACGUCAUCCAACCAUAUGAGCAUCACAAGACAAAAGGUAUAACAAUUGAAAGGAACAAUCGUGCGUUAUCCUUUCAACUGCAGAAAUGGGAGACCACACGGAGAAACACAUACAUUUUGAGGAUGGGCGCAAUCGUGAAUACGAUGGGAGUUCUGACGAGGACUGCAAGGCAGUAGAGGUUCGUUCAUACUGUCGCCAAUACCAGAUGACAACCAAGAAUGGUGCGACUGAUCUAAUCGCCUAUACAGGUCGUCUUCGAUCCCGGAAACCCCUAUCGUCGCAAAAGCUCAAUGGUUGCCUCAGAGAUCAAAGCGCCCGUGAUGCGCCAUCCUUCGCGACGUGACGAGUGCCUUGUCCACCAGUUUCUCGACAGUCAGCGACGCGCAAAAGAUGCUGCCAGCUCAGCCAGCGAGCCAGAGUCGGAACACUCCAUAGGAAAUAACCCUCCGUCAUAUUUAAGCAACAAUCCAAAUCCUAGCCAUGCCACUUUUCACAAGGCUCUCAAUGGCGAUCACAUCGAAGCUGUUCGCAACGACAGCCUCGACUCGAUUGUUGACCCCAAAUAUCAGAAGAAGUGUCGCGCUGUUGUUGAGCCUGGCGGUAUGGAACACUCAGGCCAAGCUGAUCAGCAGGCCUGGACGCAGCAGAUGACCAAAAGCAUGUCCGAGGUUGACCUUUCAGGUUAUCAGGACGACGUGCGAAGUCGCCUUCUAACCAAGCAGCAGCUGAGUGAUAUGGCCUGGGGUGUACGUGAACUAAGUCGCCGACUGAGUAGCAUGCGCCUUCGGUUCAAGGUCAAGAGCAUAUUCAUCCUCACAAAGAUAUACGACCAAGACUUGAUCCCAAAAACACGAGAAUUGGUCAAGUGGCUCCUACAACAUAAUCACGAGGUCGCCUACAUCGUCUAUGUUCAAGACAAGCUCAAAACAAACAAGAAGUUCGAUGUCAGUGGGAUCAUUGAUGAGGUGAGCAAGGGAUACCUUGAUACAGGGGACAUGAACGAGCAGACUGUCAAAGAAACGCUGAACAGGCGACUCCGAUAUUGGGACGAGAACAUGUGCAGAACACGCCCUCAUACUUUUGACUUUGUUAUCUCACUUGGUGGCGAUGGUACAGUGUUAUAUGCCAGCUGGCUCUUCCAGCGCAUCGUACCACCUGUAUUGAGUUUUGCACUAGGAAGCCUGGGUUUCUUGACUAAAUUUGACUUCGAGGACUAUCAGCAGACACUCUUAACGGCCUUCACCAAGGGCGUCACAGUUAGCCUGAGGCUUCGUUUCGAAGGCACUGUCAUGAGGAGUCAGCCACGCAAGAGAGCUCAGCUUAGUAAGGGCUCUGAGGAGGACGAGGAGCCGUCCCGAGACUUGGUGGAGGAGCUUAUAGGUGAGGAGAGGGAAGAUGAGCACACGCAUCGGCCGGAUGGGACGUUUGAGAUUCUGAAUGAGGUGGUAGUGGACAGAGGACCAAACCCAACAAUGUCAACUACCGAGAUAUUUGGUGACGAUGAGCACUUCACCUCGGUCUUGGCCGACGGUAUCUGCGUAUCGACACCCACAGGCUCAACGGCAUAUAAUCUCGCCGCCGGGGGCUCCUUGUGCCACCCCGAGAACCCUGUGAUGCUGGUCACGUCUAUAUGCGCGCACACCCUGUCAUUCAGGCCUAUUAUCCUUCCUGACACGAUUGUGCUACGGGUCGGUGUUCCAUAUAGCGCACGAACGGCUUCAUGGGCGAGCUUCGAUGGCCGAGAACGUGUCGAGCUCAAGCCGGGAGAUUACGUGACCAUCAGCGCCAGUAGGUUUCCGUUUGCCUCGGUGCAAGCCCAGGGACGGAGGAGUGAAGAUUGGGUGAACAGUAUCAGUGGAAAGUUGGGAUGGAACACCAGACAAAAGCAGAAGAGCUAUAAGGAGUGGGAGAAAUGAGAUGAUGUGUAACGAUUUAGUACGGACUAGAAUCAUAUAUGUGAAGGAUAGCAUUUCUAAUGGCGGAUUUUUAGGUUUGGCGUUCCCAUUGUACUAUUUGAGCUGAGGAACAUGUCUCGUCGUCACUAUAAAGGGUGCUAUGCUCGUGUAAAUAUCCACUUUUCCGGAAAGGUUUCGAGUUGCUUGGUUGGACGUGGCAUAGGGGCUUCGCUAUGUGUAAAUCGAUAUAGUACGUACGAAUUCAAUGAGAGGUAUCACUAAUAUUGCGUGAGGCGAGAAAAAACGGUCACGUAAUUAUUACCCAGGCGAUAGAGGACGAACAAUGUUGAGGAACUUACGAUGACCUGACCAUAAGCUUUACGGUUCUUACGACG
Fusarium odoratissimum NRRL 54006 is the source of this 2435-nucleotide messenger RNA. RefSeq names its product serine/threonine protein kinase. The coding region runs from base 436 to 2061 and encodes 541 amino acids. Gene Ontology annotation, molecular function: NAD+ kinase activity. NCBI's taxonomy places the organism in Eukaryota, Fungi, Ascomycota, Sordariomycetes, Hypocreales, Nectriaceae. Gene Ontology annotation, biological process: NAD+ metabolic process; NADP+ biosynthetic process. The transcript has 2 exons. The record is from RefSeq and is a predicted model, not a curated record.